AUGCUGCAUCCAAGAACACCAAAACUCUUAGGCGCGCUGUUCCUCGCCUGUGUAGCAGCCGUCCCUGCAAGGGCGGAGCAUGCCGGCAGGUACACAGAUGUCGCUACAAACAUCCACUCCCGCGGUCAUAACGACGCAUCAGGUUACCUGUUUGGAAUGAUGACACCCAAAGAACCCGGGACAGACUUCAUCGCUCAGAUCGUUGCGCCCUUGGUGGAUGGCGCCGGAUGGGGAGGUGUCUGCUUCGGGAGUUCCAUGACCGGCCCGCUCCUACUCGUCACAUGGGCCGACGGCGACCAAGUGAUGACCGCGGGCCGUGUAGCCGAGGACUACACCGCAGCGGGCACCGUUCCAUACACAGCCAACUCCAUAACCAUCUACCCUAUCAAGCAGGGGACGUUCGUCAACAGCACGCACAUCUCAUCGACCUUUCUCUGCGAAGGGUGCAUCAACAGCGACUCGUUCGACACCAAACCGACCGGCCGCAGCAACCCCAGCGUCUUCUUCGGCUACGCCUACUCGCCAACGCCCGUCGACGACCCCUCCGACAUCGACACCCGCCUCUCAGACCACACCGGCGAGGGGGGCGGGUACGGCGGGUUCCGCGUCAUGCUGGGCGAUGCCAAGUCGGACGAGUACGACCGGUACGCGGCCAUGGCGGGGGGCGGCAGGGACGGUAUGCCACCAGACCCGUCUCCGUCGGCAACUCCGGCUCCGACCGCGAGCCCGACCGCGAGCCCGACUACGACCCCGCUACUGCUAGCCCCGGGCCCGACAAGCGAGGCAUGGGAUGGGUGUUGGGAGGAUGAGUGCGAGAUGCCGGAGGGGUCGGACUACAGCCACAGGGAGAUACCCCUCGCAGAGCUCAUUGCCCUGGUGGUUGUGGGCUUGGUGUACGUGGUGCGGGCGUUCAUGUCCUGA
This is a messenger RNA of Chaetomium fimeti, 921 nucleotides long. RefSeq lists its product as uncharacterized. The transcript is spliced from 2 exons. Lineage: Eukaryota; Fungi; Ascomycota; Sordariomycetes; Sordariales; Chaetomiaceae. The record is from RefSeq and is a predicted model, not a curated record. The coding region runs from base 1 to 921 and encodes 306 amino acids.